AUGAGUAGCCAGAAGGUCUUUGACAUUCACACCGAUCCCGAUCCCGGUGCAGGACAGGAGGUUGCUGGGCAAAAUGGAGGGAAAGAUCCGCGAUACAAAUACACGACCCUCACUGGGUAUUUCUUGCAGGAUGAUGUCUCCACUGAUCCGUACGGGUUUGAUUUCACGAAGACAAAUUUCGGCCUGAUCGAUCGAGCCUAUGAUUCGGACACAAGCCUCCCAAAUAAUGGGCGAGAUCUAACAUGCUGGGAAAGAUUCGAACACCACAUAUCCGAGUUGAACGGGAAUGCCAAAAAGGUGCGACACAACUCCGGAACAGCUGCCAAAGCGAAGUACAAACUACUGUUCCUUGGCCGUCAUGGAAAUGGUUUCCACAAUGUUGCAGAGCGGUAUUACGGAGCUGUGGCGUGGGAUUGUUACUAUUCGACACUCGAUUCCGACAAAGACAAGGUCAUGACUUGGGCUGACGCACAUCUCACCAAGGAGGGUAUUCGCCAGGCUCAGGAAGCGAACACAUUCUGGAAACACCAAAUCAAAAAUGAACGAAUGAGCCUUCCACAGUCCUACUACGCCAGUCCCCUGGACAGAGCUCUCGAAACAGCAAACGUUACAUUUGGCGAUGUCCAACCAAACGGAACCGACUUUAGGCCCGUCGUCAUGGAAAGAGCUCGUGAGGGUGCUGGUAUUCAUACAUGUGACCGACGAAGUUCAGUGACUUACAUCAACUCUCGAUUCCCAAAGUUCAUUACCGACGAAGAUCCACUCCUCACCGAGACGGACACGUUCUGGGACCCCAUCUACCGCGAAACAAAUGAAGCCUUGGCCAUCCGACAGGCUAAGCUCUUGGACAGCAUUGUUGCCAAAGACGUCAAUGAGAGGAUCAGUAUUACAGCACAUUCAGGUGCCAUAGCCAUGUUGUUGCACGUUAUCGGGCAUCGCACAUUCGCUCUUGGUACCGGAGCAGUAAUUCCCGUGCUCAUCAAAGCCGAGCCAGUGAAUCACGGAACCAAGAUAAGAGGCGAAAAUGACAAUAUCACCGUUGAUGGCCCAACCCAACUUGACUACGAAAUAGAUGACCGAGACAAGUGGCAGACAAUACCGAAGUGCCCAGCGGAUCUUGACCUGGAAACCAUUGGCUUUGAACGGUGGAAGAUGGGGUUGAAGGAAUUCCUCGCCGGUGUCGAAAACGCAACACUUCAGAUCGAAGAAGUUGCUUUCAAAGGCCGACAUUGA
This is a messenger RNA of Exophiala aquamarina CBS 119918, 1233 nucleotides long. RefSeq lists its product as uncharacterized. Gene Ontology annotation, molecular function: phosphatase activity. Gene Ontology annotation, cellular component: cytoplasm. The transcript has a single exon. The record is from RefSeq and is a predicted model, not a curated record. NCBI's taxonomy places the organism in Eukaryota, Fungi, Ascomycota, Eurotiomycetes, Chaetothyriales, Herpotrichiellaceae. The coding region runs from base 1 to 1233 and encodes 410 amino acids.